CCCAAUAACAAAAAUUGACGUUUAUAAUAUUUUUGACGUUUCUUAAUGUUUUUUGUAGUUUAUGCACAAAAAUAACUUUUAUGGUAUAUUUGCUACUUUUGAACGAUAAUUAAACAUUCUUCAAGAUGUCUACGGCUAUGUUAACUGCCGAUUGGUUUUUAUUGGGGAGAGAUUUGUAUUUUAGAAAAUUUGAGAUUUAUUCUAUGGCAUGGCAGCAGGAAAUAAAUUUGGAUAAAUUUAUCGUGUCCUGCGCCCCUUACGGAGGGCCCAUAGCUAUUCGUAGAGAUGAUCGUAAGAUUGUUAAAGUCCAGGGAAGUGGACAGCCCAUCAUAUCUAUUUUUUCCGGGUACGGAAAGCAAAUUACGUCUUUUAAAUGGACAAAGAAACCUGUAGUGGCAAUGGGAUGGUCAAACGACGAAAAACUUAUUUGUAUCCAGGAAGAUGCCUCAGUGGUUAUUUAUGAUCUUUUUGGAAAGUUUGAUCAUACUUUCAGCAUAAGCCCGAAGUUAACAGACGCCAAAAUCGUGGAUGCCAAGAUUUUUACGAGUCCUCAAAAUUUUACGGGGAUUGCUGUGAUGACGGCCAACUAUAAGGUGUUUUUGGUCAACAAUAUUCUUGAGAUUAAGACUAGGCAACUGUCAGAACUCCCAAGAUCAAAUAUGGCUCCUACAUGUUGGGCUGUUGUUUCUGAAUCUUCUUGCACAGAAGUUUUAAUAGCAAGGGGAAUGGAACUGUACAGGUUAAAACAGGAUGAACACCACACCAGUGCAGUGUUACAAGCUGAAUUUGAAAAUAGUUACUCUUCCAUUCUGGAUAUGGCUGUAUCUUUUAAUGCAAGACAUAUUGCAUUAUUUACUGAUUCAGGGUAUUUAUGGAUGGGAUCUACAAAUUUAACUGUAAAAUAUUUUGAAGUUGAUACCAGUACAGUUUAUAAACCUACACAGAUAAUGUGGUGUGGGAACGAGUCUGUGGUACUAUAUUGGGAAAGAUUCAACACCCUACUAAUUGUGGGCAAACACGGUCAAAAAAUGUCGUACACAUACGACAGCUCCAUAAGCCUCGUCCCGGAAAUAGACGGGGUAAGGAUAAUAUCGAACAGUCAGCACGAAUUGCUACAAAAAGUUCCGGACGUGGUCGAGAAAAUAUUCCGGAUCAACAGCACAGAUCCGGGAAGUUUUUUGCUCGAAGCCUCCAAGCAAUUCCAAAAGGGAAGUCAUAAAGCCAACGAGUACAUCAGUUUGGUUAAACACGAUUUGGUUAGGGCUGUUGAGCAGUGCAUAGACGCUGUGGGGUAUGAGUUUGAUACCAAAGUUCAAAAAAUGCUUAUAAGGGCCGCACAAUUCGGAAAAUGUUUUAUUUCCGAUGCCGGAUAUUCGUCAGAUAAAUAUGUUAAUAUGUGCAGAUUAUUAAGGGUGUUAAAUGCUGUAAGAGAUCCGAAAAUUGGCAUACCCUUAACUAUAACACAAUUACAAUAUUUAACGUAUAAAGUCCUGUUAAAUCGUUUAAUAACAAGAAAUCAAUAUUAUCUUGCAAUAUUAAUAGCCAAGUAUUUGAAUAUGCCUGAAAACGAUGGGACGAAUCAUAUUUUGGUACAUUGGGCUAAAUACAAGGUAAGUCAGUCCCAGUUGGAGGAGGAGACAGUUGCAAGGGAGAUAGCGGAAAAAUUGGGGUACACCACUGGAAUUUCUUACAGCGAAAUUGCGAGUACAGCGGCAGACCAUGGGAGAAAAAAAUUGGCGAUUAAGUUAUUGGACUACGAAUCCAAUGCUAGCAAACAAGUGGAGCUAUUAUUAAAACUAGGGGAAAAUACACCAGCACUGGUAAAGUCCAUCGAAAGUGGCGACACUGACUUGGUGUACAUGGUGAUAUUAAAGUUAAGGGAAAAAAUGGCUCUGGGAGAUUUCAAGAUGACAAUAAGAAACUACCCUGUAGCUCAAAGUUUAUACAUAAAAUACUGCAAAGAACACAACACACAAGCUCUAAACGAAAUUUAUAUUCAAGAAGACGAUUUUUGUGCCCAAGCUGAAACUUUUAUCAUGGAAAGUUUAGAUCCCAAGAAAGAAUUAAUGAAAGAUUCCCUCCUCACAUCUGCAAUGGAUGCGUACAAGAAGGGCCGCAAGGAUCUGUACGCCAACCUCUGCGAGGAAUCUUUGAAACUACUGAAAUACCAAAGAGAGCUGGAGGACAAAUUGGGGGUCAAGAAUGUUUUCGUGGGGAAAUCCGUUCACGAAACCUGCAAACUAUUACUCGAAAAGAAUGAUAAAUUGGCCGAAAAAUUCAGAAGCGACUAUAAAAUACCAGAGAAAAGGUUUUGUUGGCUAAAAAUCGACAGGUUGGUCAAAAAUAAGGAUUGGCUGGAGUUGGAAAGAUUUUCAAAGUCUAAAAAAUCUCCAAUUGGGUAUCAUCCAUUUGUGGACGUUUGCCUGCAAAACGACAAAAAAGAUGAGGCUAUCAAAUAUUUGGCAAGAGUUAAUGAUGACGUCAAAGUUAAAUAUUACAUUAAGGCUGGUCUUCUGGAGGAAGCAGCGGACAUAGCAUUUCAACAGAGAGACAAGCAAAGUUUGUUGUAUGUUCAAAGCAAAACCAUUGCACAAUCUAGAUUAUCAGAAAAAAUUAAUGCUAUGGUGAUGCAAUUGGAUUCCAAAAAAUAAUAAAACAAAUAAUAUUUGUAUCAAGUCAGAAUUCGUGAAACUGAUCACUAAAAAUAGAUUAGUUUUAGGUUUGGAAGUAAAUACAAAAAAAUUGUGGCAUUUUAAUACACCAUGACAAUUUUUUUUCUCCUGUUAUUUUGGGUUAUUUUAAUUUUAUUUAAAUUUAUCUCAGCAUUUCACGCAAGAAUUCUGUGUUCUUGAUCUCAUGUAUUAAAUUCAAUAAAAGUUUUAGAAC
Messenger RNA from Brassicogethes aeneus, 2886 nucleotides. The record is from the annotation of a GenBank genome assembly. Lineage: Eukaryota; Metazoa; Arthropoda; Insecta; Coleoptera; Nitidulidae.